Molecule: messenger RNA, 1236 nt
Organism: Vanrija pseudolonga
Lineage: Eukaryota; Fungi; Basidiomycota; Tremellomycetes; Trichosporonales; Trichosporonaceae
Gene: DUS4L
Product: tRNA-dihydrouridine(20a/20b) synthase [NAD(P)+]-like
Exons: 4
Coding region: 1-1236 (411 amino acids)
Biological process (GO): tRNA processing
Molecular function (GO): flavin adenine dinucleotide binding; tRNA dihydrouridine synthase activity
Source: RefSeq, a predicted model, not a curated record
AUGACCUACGACCCGGAAGACGAGACGCCAUGGGCCGCCCUCCCGGCGCCCGAGGUGCUGCCGGUGCAGCGCAUGCUGGAGGAGUUUGACGUCGUGAACGUCCUUGCGCCGCUCGUGCGGUGUUCCAAGCUCCCCUUCCGCCACCUCGUGUCUCUGUACGAAACGCACGUCACCACAACGCCGAUGAUCCUCGCGGAGGAGUUCAGCCGGUCGCAGCUGGCGCGGGUGAGCGACUUUUCGACGAGCGCGAACGAGCGCGGCGUGUUCUGGAUGGAGCCGCGAGGCCGGGGGCUGGACUUCGCGUCGCUGUCGCUCGACUCGCACCCCGAAGAUGUCGAGGAUGCCGCCGCGGCUCCUGGGCCCUCGCGCCCGCCACACAAGACGUACUACGUCCCACCGCCCCAUACCCGCCUGCCGCCGACAGCGACGCCGCCCACAAAACACUCGCGCCUCGUGCGCGGCGCUUUGCUCGCGCAAAUGGCCUCUCCCAACGCCGCGAGCCUCGCGGACGCCGCGGAGCUAGUCGCGCCCCACGUCGACGGGCUCGACAUCAACUGCGGCUGUCCGCAGCGCUGGGCGUACGCCGAGGGCAUCGGGUGUGCGCUGCUGCGCAAGCCCGAGCUCGUCGCGGACAUGGUGAAGACGGUGCACGAUCGCCUCGGGCACGGGUUUCCGGUCAGCAUCAAGAUCCGCGUCGACGACGACCCGCGCGCGACCGAGACGCUGGUGCGUAACGCGCUCGCGGUCGGCGUGAGCCAUAUCACGAUCCACGGGCGCACGCGCCACCAGGCGAGUACGGAGCCGGUCAGCUUGCCCGCGAUCAAGUUUGCCGUCGACCUGGUUCGCGGGGAGGUGCCGACUGUCGCGAAUGGCGAUUUGUGGGAGUUGGCGGACGCGGAGAAGAUGCGCAGGGAGACGGGGGUGAAUGGGACUAUGGCGGCCAGGGGGCUGCUCGCGAACCCGGCGCUGUUUGCUGGCUACGCCACGACACCACAGCACGCCGUCGAGAACUUUGUCAACCUCUCCGACGACUACGGCUUCAUCUUUUCUCUCUUCCACCGCCACCUCGCGUACAUGCUCGAGGCGCACAUGUACAAGCCGGAAAAGACAUACUUUAACGCCCUCGCCAGCUCGGUGCAGGUCAUCGACUACUUGUCUGGCCGUGGCCUGGACUUUGUAACGCCCCGCAAGGUGCCCAUGUGGGAUGCCUCGCGGGGCUACUCACUCCUGGCGUAG